AAUGGCCAACCUACCAGCGCAAAUACCGGUAAUACCGAUCUCCUUAUAUCAUGGAAGAUCCAUCAUCAAAUGAUGGAGUUUCAGGAUCCACGCGGAACAAGCUAGGUAGGGUGUGCGACUUACUAGAUGCUGACACUAAAAGGUAGAUAUCUAUGUGAUGGUGUAAGGCCUAAACAAAAUAAUUCCACAGUCGUCCUCUACAACUUGACUUUGAGUGCUAGAUCAUGGGCUUGAGUGCACGGGAUAUUGCAUUUAUCACUGCCCUUUGUGGUGUCACAACUCUGAAUGUUUUCCUCCUCGGCGCUGUCACAAUUGCGCUUCCCACUAUUGGAAGAGACCUUAAUUUCCAAGAGGGUAACCUUUACUGGCCGAUUAAUGUGAAUUCUUUGACAUUCGGCGGUUUGAUUUUAUUCUGUGGAAGACUGGGGGACAUAUUUGGAGGCCGCUUCAUGUUCCUAGUCGGGUCUCUAUGGUUCGCGAUUUGGAGUCUUGCAACGGCCUUCGUUCCAAGUUCAAAUGUUUUCAUCGUAUAUAUGGCGCUCUUGGGAAUGGGAUCGGCUGCCAACACUCCCGCUGCGAUUGGAUUAUGUUCGUCAUACUUCCCACCAGGAGCCAAUAGGAACAAAGCCUUCAGUGCACUAGGCGUUGGAUCACCAGUGGGAUUUAUUUUGGGCCUUAUUACUAGCGGUCUUUUGACUGAAAGUCGUGCCACAUGGCGUUCAUUGUUCUACAUUCAAGCAGGCCUUGCUGUUUUUUUCGUUUGUCUUGCUCUCUUGGUAUUUCCAAAAGAUCACUCAAAUCGGCGUUAUGACAAAGGUUUAGACUGGGGUGGCGCUGUGCUAAGCACAACUGGCCUUGGCCUUCUGACAUUCAGUCUCUCUGACUCCACAACUGCUCAAAAGGGUUGGUUGGCUCCCCAGGUACUUAGCCUAUUCCUCGUGUCCAUCGUUUUUCUGGUCGCAUUCAUCUUCUUCGAGCACUGGAGGGAAUCAAAAAACAUGUCUGUUCUCAUGCCUCUGAGUAUAUGGAGGCAGCCUGGAGCAAAAUUGGGUCCCCUCGUUGGCGUAGUAUUUUUUGGUUGGUUCAGCUUCGAUACUCUGAGCUAUUUCUUCACACUAUACUUCCAACAGGUACAAUUGCUGAAUUCAUUGCAAACCUCUCUUCGGUUCAUACCCAUGGCUAUCGCUGGAGCACUUCCUAGCAUCGCAGCGGGAUAUUAUGUCGCCCGGAUCCCUGCACAGAUCUUGAUGUUGAUCGGUUUGCUCGUCAGCUUAGCGUCAAGCGUGAUCUUCGCCUUGAUAAACCCUGAUCUCAGCUUCUGGUCUAUGGCAUUUUUUAUGAUGAUUACCAUUGCUGGGGUAGAUAUCGUAUAUUCAAUAGGGAACCAGCAAAUUACUGUAUCGCUCGAUGAAGACUCGCAAUCCCUCGCAGGUAGCAUUUUCAGCGUUUCUACAAGACUUGCUACAGCACUCGGACUCGCAGUCACGUCUGAAAUCGCGGAUUCCGUGUCCAAAGCAUACAACAACAAGCAUCCGGAACUUGAUGCCCAGUCGCCAGAAGUCUUGAUGGUCGGUUUCCGAGCAGCUGGGUGGACUUGUUUUGCAUCGACACUUUUGAGCAUGGUCAUCGUUAUCGUUGGGUUGAGAGACCUGGGUAUCAUCGGCAAGAAAACACGCUCAAGCGAGGACGCAGAAAAAUCAGACGAUGACAAUUCAAAUUCGGGCCAAAGUGACCUGAAGUCGCUCAAGUGA
Molecule: messenger RNA, 1751 nt
Organism: Suillus bovinus
Lineage: Eukaryota; Fungi; Basidiomycota; Agaricomycetes; Boletales; Suillaceae
Product: major facilitator superfamily domain-containing protein
Exons: 12
Coding region: 225-1751 (508 amino acids)
Biological process (GO): transmembrane transport
Cellular component (GO): membrane
Molecular function (GO): transmembrane transporter activity
Source: RefSeq, a predicted model, not a curated record